This is a messenger RNA of Chenopodium quinoa (quinoa), 2409 nucleotides long. RefSeq names its product putative pentatricopeptide repeat-containing protein At1g12700, mitochondrial. The coding region runs from base 186 to 2018 and encodes 610 amino acids. Gene Ontology annotation, molecular function: protein binding. NCBI's taxonomy places the organism in Eukaryota, Viridiplantae, Streptophyta, Magnoliopsida, Caryophyllales, Amaranthaceae. The transcript has a single exon. The record is from RefSeq and is a predicted model, not a curated record.
UUUUUGGGAUAAAAUCCUGGCCUGAAAAUAUGAGCUUGGAAAAACUGCAAUAAUGUUUAUUUACCUUAAGUGGUAUGAUUGCACUAUGAAUUGUUCACAGUCCCUCGGUCCCUCCUCUCUCUCUCAGUAACAGAAUUCACUUUUUUAAAAAAAACUUUGUUCAGCGAAGAAAACUAAGGAAGAAGAUGAGUUUCAGAGCUGCUGGUGCUUCUCUAGCCUUCUCUCAUGGCGGUAUUUCUCUCUCUCCUUUUCAUUUCUUCAAGUUUUCCCCCUUUCAUUUUUAUUCCCGAUAUUAUCCUCAUCAUUACCCUAAUCGUGCUCAUACAUUUGAUAAUCGUGACUUGUUUCUCCAAUCAGUUACUGAACGAUCUAAAUUAGGGUUUUCCGAUCUUAAUUCUCCCCUUUUACUCUUCUAUCAAAUGGUUAAUUUGCGUCCUCUUCCUUCUCUUAUCCAAUUUACUCAGCUUUUUACUGCCAUUUCCAAAUUGAAACGCCUUGAACCUCAUUCCACCAUUAUCUCUCUCUUCCGGAAGAUUGAAUUACUUGGUAUUUCACAUGAUAUGCAUUCUUUAAGUGUUCUUGCUAAUUGCUACUGUCAUUUGGGCAGACUUGAUUUCGCCUUUUCUCUCCUUGCUAAAAGUCUUAAGCUUGGUUAUCCCCUUGAUUGUGUCAUUUUUAAUACCUUAAUUAAUGGAUAUGUUCACUGCGAUAAGCUACCCCAAGCUGCUCAUUUGUUUAAUAAAAUUAUCAAGCUUGGUUUCCAACCCGACUUAAUUAUGUAUAAUACUAUUGUCAAAGGCCUUUGUAGGAUUGGCGACAAUGCGUCUGCUCUCGCUUUUCUUAAGAAAAUGCAAUCUGGAUGUCAUUUUAAGCCUGACAUUGUUAUAUACAACACUAUUAUCGAUAGUCUUUGCAAGGACAGGUUGUUACAAGAGGCCCUAGACCUGUUCUCCUCCAUGAAAUCUGAGGGCAUUAAACCCGAUGUUGUCACUUAUACUUCCUUGGUUCGAGGCCUCUACAAUUCCGGCUGUGGGGAUGACGCUCUGCGUAUGCUGACUGAGAUGUUAGAGAGCAACAUAGCACCUAAUCUUCAGACCUACAGCAUGCUGGUUGACAUGUUUUGUAAAGAUGGCUGUGUUGAUCAAGCUCAGUCCAUUAUAAAGCACAUGAUUGAGAGAGGUGUGCCUCCAGACAUCAUUACUUACAGUGCAUUACUUGAUGGUUAUUGUUUGCGUGGUCAGAUGGAAGAUGCAGAGAACCUACUUGAUCUCAUGGCUGAAAAUGGUUGUGAGCCUAACCUUGUAAGUUUCAGCACUAUAAUUAAUGGGUAUUGUAAGGCUAAAAACAUUGACAAGGCCCUAAACAUUUUCCAAGAGAUGUUUCGGAAAGGAAUAACCCCUAAUGUUGUUACCUAUAACACUCUUAUCGAUGGACUCUGCAAAGCCAAUAGACUCCCACAUGCGCGUAAGUUGUUCGAGGAAAUGUUGGCUGCAGGAGUUACUCCAAAUGUUGUCACCUAUGCUUCGUUGCUUGACUACCUUUGCAAAAGAGCACGACUUGAUGAGGCAGUUAAAUUACUUGAAGAUAUGGAGAAUAAUGGUGUUAAGCCUGGAAUUUCUAUCUACAGUAUCCUGAUGAAUAACUUGUGUGAGGCUGGACAACUUGAAGAUGCAGCAAAUUUCUUCUCCGAUCUUGUAUCAAAGGGUCUGCAACCUGAUAUUAAAACAUACAAUAUAAUGGUCAAAGGCUUCUGCAAGAAAGGGCUCAUGAGUGAAGUUGCUCAAGUGUUGAGGAUAAUGGAGGAAGAUGGUUUCCCCCCUGAUGAUCGAACCUAUAAUACGCUCAUCAGAGGUUAUAUUCUCGGUAACGACUUACCUAAUGCAUUAUACUAUCGUGAUAUUAUGGUUGUCAAGGGAUUUAAAGCUGAUGCAGACACUUUCUCAUUAUUUGUUGGGCUCUUGUCAUCUGUAAAUUUAAGUGACUCGAAGAAGGACCUGCUUCAGAAGUUUAUUAAUUAAAACGAAAUUGAUGUGACUUCAAAGAAUUUAGACCUUGAGUAUUCAAGUGUUGUUCUUAAUAGAUUGAUUUACUAUCUUGUUUAUUUUCGAUGGACACGUGAUGCUAAUACCUUAUUUAUCUUGCUGUGACCUCCAGAGUGUAAUUUGUGGCUGAAAGUAAGAAGUUGUGAAGCUAUGCAUUGUCUGUCCCAAGAUUUAAUGAUAAUCUGUGCAGACUUUGCAUAAUGUAUUUUUUUUUUUUCUAUUUUUUCCUUUUGCUUAACUUAUUGUGGUAACAUCAUAAUUUGGUUAUAUUUGCUGGUAUAUAGCUUGCGUACUAUGAUGCUGUUUUGUUUACUCAGACUUAAUCAGAAUUGGAUGAGCUGCUUCUGCUGCAGUCAUUAUCUCCAAA